UGGAGGUUACAUCGCCGGUGGUGUUUACGCAUCUCUUUUCGUAAUGUUGGAAGGUGUCAAACAUGUUUUAUUAGUGCUUUCUGGUAAAGGUGGUGUCGGAAAGUCAACAAUCAGCACACAAUUGGCACUUGCACUCAAAGAGUCUGGAUUUCGCGUUGGCUUGCUAGAUGUUGAUCUUUGCGGACCUAGUGUGCCUUAUUUGUUAAAUUUAGAAGGCAAAGAUGUUCAUCAGUCUUCUGAUGGAUGGGUACCAGUUUUUGCAGAUAAAGAACAAAAAUUAGCUGUCAUGUCAAUAGGGUUUUUAUUAAAAAAUCAAGAUGACAGUAUUAUCUGGCGGGGUCCAAAGAAAACUGGAAUGGUUAAACAGUUUUUGACUGAUGUUGUUUGGCAAGAUAUUGAUUACUUAAUUAUUGAUACACCACCAGGAACUUCAGAUGAACACAUCACAGUGAUGGAGAAUUUAAGAAAUGUUAAGUGUGAUGGUGCACUAAUAGUAACCACUCCACAAGCUGUUGCAGUGGAUGAUGUCUUACGGGAAAUAACAUUUUGUAGAAAAACUGGAAUUCAUAUAUUUGGUAUUAUUGAAAAUAUGAGUGGUUUUGUCUGUCCAUCUUGUUCAGAAUGUACAAAUAUAUUUUCCGCGGGUGGAGGAAUAGCUCUUUCGAAAAUGGUAAAUGUACCAUUUUUAGCAAAAGUGCCUAUAGAUCCACAAGUUGGGAAACUAGCAGAAACAGGUCAAAGUGUUUUGGUAACUCUACCUGAUAGUCAGGUAGCGCAAGUGUUUCGGAAACUAGUCGAGGAACUUACACAGAGCAAGGAAGCAUGAGAGUGAAAGAUUUGAUUUCAU
Messenger RNA from Habropoda laboriosa, 847 nucleotides. RefSeq names its product cytosolic Fe-S cluster assembly factor NUBP2 homolog (gene Nubp2). The transcript is spliced from 5 exons. Gene Ontology annotation, molecular function: 4 iron, 4 sulfur cluster binding; ATP binding; ATP-dependent FeS chaperone activity. Gene Ontology annotation, biological process: iron-sulfur cluster assembly. The record is from RefSeq and is a predicted model, not a curated record. Lineage: Eukaryota; Metazoa; Arthropoda; Insecta; Hymenoptera; Apidae. Gene Ontology annotation, cellular component: cytosol. Bases 44 to 826 code for a protein of 260 amino acids.